Molecule: messenger RNA, 1337 nt
Organism: Notothenia coriiceps (black rockcod)
Lineage: Eukaryota; Metazoa; Chordata; Actinopteri; Perciformes; Nototheniidae
Gene: gnat2
Product: guanine nucleotide binding protein (G protein), alpha transducing activity polypeptide 2
Exons: 9
Coding region: 1-987 (328 amino acids)
Biological process (GO): adenylate cyclase-modulating G protein-coupled receptor signaling pathway; detection of chemical stimulus involved in sensory perception of bitter taste
Cellular component (GO): heterotrimeric G-protein complex; photoreceptor inner segment; photoreceptor outer segment
Molecular function (GO): GTP binding; GTPase activity; G-protein beta/gamma-subunit complex binding
Source: RefSeq, a predicted model, not a curated record
AUGCUGAACCUGAACCAGCUUUUCUCCCAGCUGAAGGAGACAAAGAUUAAAAGCGAUCAAGACCAGGAUCACUGCAGCGGAAGGAUUCUGCAUCAAGGUGGUUACACAAAAGAGGAACAACUGGAGUUCAGGGCAGUCAUCUAUGGAAACAUCCUGCAGUCUACUCUGGCUAUCAUCAGAGGCAUGGAGAUGCUGACCAUUGAUUUUGGCUCUCCCUCUGCACAGGAGGAUGCACAGAAGCUGCAGAACUUGUCCGACUCCAUUGAAGAGGGCACAAUGCCUCCUGAGCUGGGUGAUGUCAUCCAGAAACUGUGGAAAGACACUGGUGUGCAGGCCGCCUACGAUCGCGCUGCUGAGUUCCAGCUGAACGACUCCGCUGGCUACUACCUCAAUGAAAUGGAUAGAAUCGCCAAACCAGACUACCUCCCCUCUGAGCAGGACGUUCUGCGAUCUCGAGUCAAAACCACUGGUAUCAUUGAAGAACAGUUCGCCUGCAAAGAGCUGUACUUCAGGAUGUUCGAUGUGGGUGGCCAGAGGUCAGAGAGGAAGAAGUGGAUCCAUUGUUUCGAGGGUGUGACCUGCAUCAUCUUCUGCGGAGCUCUCAGUGCAUACGACAUGGUGCUGGUAGAGGACGACGAAGUGAACCGCAUGCACGAGUCCCUCCAUCUAUUCAACAGUAUCUGCAACCACAGAUUCUUUGCACUGACCUCCAUCGUGCUUUUCCUUAACAAGAAGGAUCUCUUUGAGGAGAAGAUCAAGAAAGUCCACCUGAGCAUCUGCUUCCCAGACUAUGAUGGUUGCAACUCGUACGACGACGCCGCCAACUACAUCAAGUUGCAGUUCAUGGAACUGAACAUGAAGAAGGGAGUGAAGGAAAUCUACUCCCACUUGACCUGUGCCACAGACACAAGGAACGUGCAGAUUGUGUUCAACGCUGUGACAGACAUCAUCAUCAAAGAAAACCUUAAAGAUUGCGGUCUCUUCUAAGCAGCUCCAGAGUGAAAAGAGAACUUCCUUUCCUACCUUAUCCCGUCACUUAUUGGCUUUAACUGAGUUGUAUACUGCUGGAGAGCAGAGGGUCCUCAGUUGAUCGUCUUCAGGUCAUCACUCCCAUGCCAAGUCCCGCUUCUUGACUGAUCCUCGCAUAUCACCACCUCCAGCAGUACAUCCCUGAAACACAAUGCACGCCCAACUAUCGAGUCACCAUAUUGUUGUUGUUGUCAAACCGCUUUCUACAAGAUUUUCUUAAGUACAGUAUUUGUCACGCACCAGAAGCUGCUGGUUUGAAGGGAUGAAGAUGAAAUAGUUGCUCAUUUGGUUGUUGCUUUCCUUUGACU